AUGGCAACAGACAACACCACUACAAACCCACUAGAUGAGCGGUUCAAGACCCUCGUCCACGAAACAUUGGACUACUGGCACGUCCCAGGCAUUUCAAUCGCAGUAGUCGAUGGAGACAACACCUGGGCCAAGGGUUAUGGCAUCGCAGCCUUCCCCGCUGAGUCCGUAACUCCCUCGACACUCUUCUACGCCGGAAGCACUACCAAAGCCUUCACCGCAGCCCUGAUGGCCACCAUCGUUGAAGACAACGACACCUACUCCCAAGUACACUGGGACACGCCCAUCAGCCAGCUCAUCCGCGACGACUUCGUGCUACACGACGAGCACGCAACCGAACACACCACCAUCGAGGAUGCCUUAUCACAUCGCUCAGGCCUCCCUCGUCACGAUCAAGCCUACGGCAACCGUCUCACCCGCGAUGAAGCCGUGCGAACGAUAGUGCGCCAGCUGCGCCAUCUCCCAUUAACCGCCCCUCCGCGCACAAAGCUCCAAUACUGCAACCUCAUGUACGUCGUCGUCUCUCACGUUAUCGAGACCCUCACCGGCGGAGAAUGGCUAGGCAACACCCUAGCCCGCACUAUCUGGCAUCCCCUCGGCAUGAAUUCUACCUAUUUUAACCUCAACGACGCCAAAGCAUCCCCUCACCACCUGGCCCGGGGAUACUACCAUACCCCUAGCGACAGCGACAAUGACACCAACCACUACCACGGAGUCCCCUGGAUGCCACUAGACGAAAUCUCCGGCGCCGGGAGCAUCAUCAGCAACGUCCUGGACUACGCGAAAUGGGCGCGCGCACUACUCUACCAAACCGAGCCCCUAUCGCCAGCCGUAUACAAAGCGAUCUUCGAACCGCGGACUUUACUGCCCUCCGAGGCGCCGUUCACAGGCCCGCGCGCAUACGCUCUGGGCUGGUACACGGGCGUGUACCAAGGCGUGCAGUUCUUCGAGCACACGGGAGGCAUGAAUGCGUUUGGGGCGGAGGUAAUUUUGUUCCCGAGUUUGAAAUAUGCGGUUGUCAUGUUGGCGAACACAGCUGGGACGUCGAAUUACGCGCAGAAGGCGUUGGCGUUUCGGUUGGUGGAUGAGAAGCUUGGUGUGCCGGUUGAGAGGCGGUUCGAUUGGAAUGCGAAGAAUAUGGCACACAUAGAAGAGGAGAGGAAGAAAGCCUUUGAUGCUAUUCAUAAGGCUCCCGCGCAUGUGAUACCGCAUUCGUUGGAGCUAGGGGAAUAUGUGGGGACGUAUGUGCACCCGGGCUAUCAGACUGUUGAGAUUUAUCUUGAUCAGUCGAAAAAUAUAUUGCGCGCUGACCGGGAUCGUACGACCUGGCCGGAGUAUCUGAAAUUUAAGCAUGUUAAUGGGGAGCAUUUUCUCGCUAUCUCGGAGCAUGUUGGGGACUUGGGGGCUUUCUUUCCUGAUGUGUAUGCGGUGGAAUUUCGCAUCGGAGAGAAAGGGAAGCCGUCCGCGCUUGGGGUGGCGUGGGAGAAGACUAUGAAGGAGAAGAUUUGGUUUACGCGGUUGGAUUAG
Molecule: messenger RNA, 1524 nt
Organism: Aspergillus luchuensis
Lineage: Eukaryota; Fungi; Ascomycota; Eurotiomycetes; Eurotiales; Aspergillaceae
Exons: 3
Coding region: 1-1524 (507 amino acids)
Source: RefSeq, a predicted model, not a curated record